GCGCCGGCUCUGUUGCGGCCCGUGCGGAGGCUGAGCCGGCCGCGGGAGCGACCGGAGGCAGGCUGCUGUGAGGAAGAAAUGCAGUCAUGCCCAGAAGUGCCACUGCCUUAAAUCCUCAGGCAAGAAAAGGGGGAAGUUAAUGAAUAAACUCUCAUCAAGUUUCUGUUAGAUACCAGCACUCCGCGUUCUUUCUGUUACUAUGGCAAUGACGGCAGGGACCACAACCACCUCUCCUAUGAGCAACCAUACCCGGGAAAGGGUGACUGUGGCCAAGCUCACGCUGGAGAAUUUUUACAGCAACCUAAUUUUACAGCAUGAAGAGAGAGAAACCAGGCAGAAGAAAUUAGAAGUGGCUAUGGAAGAAGAAGGAUUAGCAGAUGAAGAGAAAAAGUUACGCCGAUCACAACAUGCUCGCAAGGAAACAGAGUUCUUACGGCUCAAGCGGACCAGACUUGGCUUGGAUGACUUUGAGUCUCUGAAAGUUAUAGGAAGAGGAGCAUUUGGAGAGGUGCGGCUGGUCCAGAAGAAAGAUACAGGCCAUAUCUAUGCAAUGAAGAUAUUGAGAAAAGCUGAUAUGCUUGAAAAAGAGCAGGUGGCCCAUAUCCGAGCAGAAAGAGAUAUUUUAGUAGAAGCAGAUGGUGCCUGGGUGGUGAAGAUGUUUUACAGUUUUCAAGAUAAGAGGAACCUUUAUCUAAUCAUGGAAUUUCUCCCUGGAGGUGACAUGAUGACAUUGCUAAUGAAGAAAGAUACUUUGACGGAAGAGGAAACACAGUUCUACAUUUCAGAGACUGUUCUGGCAAUAGAUGCGAUCCACCAGUUGGGUUUCAUCCAUCGGGAUAUUAAACCAGACAACCUUUUAUUGGAUGCCAAGGGUCAUGUAAAAUUAUCUGAUUUUGGUUUGUGCACGGGAUUAAAGAAGGCUCAUAGGACUGAAUUCUACAGAAAUCUUACACACAACCCACCAAGUGACUUCUCAUUCCAGAACAUGAACUCAAAGAGGAAAGCAGAAACAUGGAAGAAGAACAGGAGACAACUGGCAUAUUCCACAGUGGGGACACCAGAUUACAUUGCUCCAGAAGUGUUCAUGCAGACUGGGUACAACAAAUUGUGUGACUGGUGGUCUUUGGGAGUAAUUAUGUAUGAAAUGCUAAUAGGAUAUCCACCUUUCUGCUCUGAAACACCUCAAGAAACAUAUAGGAAAGUGAUGAACUGGAAAGAAACUCUGGUAUUUCCUCCAGAGGUGCCUAUAUCUGAAAAAGCCAAGGACUUAAUUCUUAGGUUUUGUAUUGAUUCUGAAAAUAGAAUUGGGAAUAGUGGAGUAGAAGAAAUAAAAAGUCAUCCCUUUUUUGAAGGUGUAGAUUGGGGGCACAUCAGGGAAAGGCCAGCAGCAAUCCCUAUAGAAAUCAAAAGCAUUGAUGAUACAUCAAAUUUUGAUGACUUUCCUGAAUCUGAUAUUUUACAACCAGUGCCAAACACCACAGAACCGGACUACAAAUCCAAAGACUGGGUUUUUCUCAAUUAUACCUAUAAAAGGUUUGAAGGGUUGACUCAGCGUGGCUCUAUCCCCACCUACAUGAAAGCUGGGAAAUUAUGAAUGAAGAUCAACAUUCGCUCACAACCAAGAGAACUCAGGUAGCUGCAUCACCAGGCUUGCUUGGCGUAGAUAACAGUACACUGAAAUACUCCCGAAGAUGGUGGUGCUUCUGACUACAAGAGGAAAUUCUACAGGAUUAGGAUUUCUAAGACUACUACAGGAAUUGGUUGGCAGUGCCAGCUGGCUUUUUUUUUUUUAAUAUUUUAUUAUUUUUGUUAACUUUAUUAUAUGAAGGUACUGGAAUAAAAGAAAUGUACAUCCCUUUCUAACUGCACUGCCUACAUGCGUAUUAAGGCCCAUUCUGCCUGUGUGUGCUGUGGCUUUGUACUGUAACACCUCUAAUCAAUUCAGGAGCAACAUAUGUCAUUUAAAGCAACAUAGGCUAACCUGUAGGUAACACUGCAGUACUGCUGUUUUACUGCAAACCUUAUGGGUCUAGAUAAUCAAUAAAAGCCAUUAGAACACUUGCCCUGUUGGUUUGGACAUGUAUAGAAUAUAUAUGAAGAUAAUUUCUGUAAUGGUUUUAAGACAUUUUAAAAAGGAAAUACACUGGUUAUUUAAAAAAUAGAAUUUAUCAUCAUGUUAUUGCACAAACUCCACAGUAGGGAGUGACAAGUUUAUAAUAAGGAGGAAGUUUUAACACCUUCACUCAAGCACUCCACUAAUAUAUUUACUUUGCAUUCAGAAAUACUGAUGACCUUUAUAUACGUAGUCUGUAUACUCAUAGGGAGACGUACUGUAUUAUAUAAAAUGUAAAGUUGCUUUUCUUGUGACAAGAGGACUUCUUUUUUAACAAGAGGACAUGGCAUUAUUUUAAUUUGAUUAUGGUGAGUUGAAUUUAAGAAAUGACCAUGAGGGCUGCUUGUAGAGAACUAGUGUAUUUUUAUUAAACUAUUUUUUUAAACGUCAGACUUCUGAUCAUGUAAAUGGACUUGUAGAGAACAAAGAGCUAUUUACUUUGGUUUUCUAGAAAGUUGUUACAUAUCAUGGCUGGUUAACUCUUAUUUCUUUUGAUGAAAAUUUUUCCUUUGAUAGUACUUGUAUUAUUGUGCCAUUAUUUUCUUAUACUCCAAAUGUACCAAAGAUCCCGAAUAGAGUGGAUGUUCACAGCUGAGGAGAAUUUUCCUGUCCUGUGGGAAUGCUGUCUUCAGAUCGUUGAUAGAGGCCAGCUCAUUCAAGGGCAGUAUUGUUCACGCUUAGCUACAUCACCGUGGCUAAUGUAAAUGGAAUUAAGGAAGUAAAUGAAGGCCGGUGGGUUGUGAUUAGAGAAUAGGGGUGAUGAUGUCAGCAGCAAAUUCUUUGGGUAUUUCCCUAAGAAUGGAAUAGUGUUUUCUAGCUCCAUAUUUUAAUUUUAAAAUGACUCUCUGAGGUUUUGGUUUCAUCAGUAGUAGUGGAGAAGUAAUACUUGAUCAAAGAAUGGCCUAAUGUUUGUCUUAACUGUUAACUGGUGGAAUUUUUUUAGAUACAAUAGUUAUCACUGUUGCAAAUGAUCUGUGAUCAGAAUCUACAAUGAUAAUUUAUUUGCACGGAUGUUCUUCUUAGUGGAGAAGAAUUGCAUAGGAUCGUUAUGCACAUCUACAAAAGAUUUUAUAAAUGUCGCUGCUUGCUGGGGAACUCCACAGUGUUUUAAUAAGGUCAUUCUAGGUUUUUUUCCUGCCCUGUUCUCCCCUUCCCUUCCUCCCCAUUCCUUCCCUUCCUUUCCCUUUCCCUCACCCCACUCUUUCCUAGUAUUUGUUUGAUACUCAUUAUGUGUUCAUCUAAUAGUUCAUUUCCAUUUUUCUUAUUUGGAUCAUCUCUCAUCUAGGAGAGAGAACUAUUAAAAUCCUGGGGUUAUCUCAAUUUGACUAACUCUGGUUUUUCUAAUUAUAACUGCCUCUAAUUUUAAAAAAUCUUUAACUUACGUUUAGUUGUAUGAGAUUUUUCUCACCCCCCCCCCAUUUUAAAAAAGGAUGUUUUGCUAGUGUGAUAGUGAAUGGGUAAGAUAUGGGGAAAUUGCAACAUUCUCUGGCUCUAAUAUGGUAACUCUUAUAGUAUAAAAAAAUUCAUUAAUUCAAGUUAGAGUGAGAGAUUGAUACAAAGGAGCUGAGUUUAGCUUUUAAUUGAAUAAGAAUAGAGCAUUUUAGUUUCCAUCUCCUUCAUUCUUAUUAAUAGGAAGAACUUGGGAAUAGUUAUGGUUUCUUGGCAGUGGAAGGGCAGUUAGGGAAAAUUUACUUUGUUUAGAGUCUCAUUUUUCCCUGGAGUUAAUGGAGUGAUUCAUAAUCUUUGGGGUUUCCUCCUCAUCAAAAGCAUUUCUUAAGUGCCUAUCUAAAAGCAAUUAAAGACUGUGUCUGCCCUUUGGAAGCUAAGAAUUUGAUUCAUGAUGCAAAUUAGCUAGAUGAUUUGCGAAGUACCCUUGAGAUUGAAUUUUCUCUAUUAUAUACUUCCCAUAUUUCAGGUGAACCAUUUAAUUUAAAUGACAAAACCCUAUCUAGUCAACUGAGCAUAUGACAUUUUCUUUAAAUUAGACUCUAUUUUGAAUUAAAGAGUUUUGUUAUAAACUGUGUGUUCUUGGUUUUUCUAAGUAUUUAGAAAGCUUGUAUAAUUCAGAUUUA
Physeter macrocephalus (sperm whale) is the source of this 4185-nucleotide messenger RNA. It is a transcript of the gene STK38L, whose product is annotated as serine/threonine kinase 38 like. Gene Ontology annotation, molecular function: protein serine/threonine kinase activity; ATP binding. The coding region runs from base 200 to 1594 and encodes 464 amino acids. Gene Ontology annotation, biological process: intracellular signal transduction; peptidyl-serine phosphorylation. Lineage: Eukaryota; Metazoa; Chordata; Mammalia; Artiodactyla; Physeteridae. The transcript is spliced from 15 exons. The record is from RefSeq and is a predicted model, not a curated record.